Molecule: messenger RNA, 528 nt
Organism: Ceutorhynchus assimilis (cabbage seed weevil)
Lineage: Eukaryota; Metazoa; Arthropoda; Insecta; Coleoptera; Curculionidae
Source: the annotation of a GenBank genome assembly
UUUUUUUCCUUUGCUUUCAGUCAGCAUUUUCAGUUACCAUACGCCAAAAUGAAAUUCUCGAGUGUCCUUGCUUUGGGGUUAGCAAUUUUGAUUGCCUGUGUUGAUGCCAGACAACGCGACAACUGCAGGGAAGCACCAGGACUUGAAGUAACGUCCAGUAACGUUGACUGCUCCCUUCCAGUCAAUCAAGUAACUCUGCACCCUCACCCUACACAAUGCAAUCUCUAUUUACAAUGUGUUCACGGUGUCGCUAUUGAAAGACCUUGUGCUCGUGGAACGGAAUUUAGCCCCUCAGUUGGCGUAUGUGUAUGGCCUCAAGAUUCUGGUUGUAGAAGUACGCCUGGUCAGAGCGUUGAUCCGAGUAUUUGCAACAGUGAUUCAUCCAGGCUCUGCGACGACUUCCGUUGCGAUAAUGUUAUCUAGCAAUGAAGGACUGCUUGAUUCACGUACCCACUUCUAGAAGAUCUGCGUAGACCGUAACUUUUUUCAAACGGAGAUCUAUUGUUAGUUUAUGAAUAAAUUUGUCAA